Meloidogyne enterolobii is the source of this 765-nucleotide messenger RNA. The record is from the annotation of a GenBank genome assembly. Lineage: Eukaryota; Metazoa; Nematoda; Chromadorea; Rhabditida; Meloidogynidae.
AUGUUUGGACGAAAGCCGGUGAUUGCAAAGGCUGAUGAUAUCUCAAUUGGCGCUGCUAUGAUAUGUGACAUAUUGGCUUUGCGGUUUCCAAGUAAAGAUUAUAAUGUUGAGAGAUUCUUGAAAGAAGCAAAAGCUAACCUUGUGCUUGAAGUUCCAGAUACUGUCUACGUUUGCGAUGAUGUUUGGAAGACUGUCCAUCACACCAUCAGAUUGUUAUUUGCCAAGAUUGGCAUUUUUGUAGCCACUCUUAAGGCUACCAAGAUUCUACUUUUCUACGCUUCCAAUUUUGCUCCCGCAGUUAACACAAAAAUACUGAUAAGACUUGUCUACGACUCUUCAAAAGAUUCUCAUCAUUAUGGUUUCAAUAGUGGCCUUCCUAAUUAUGUUAUAGCGAAUUAUUUUGAAACAAUCAACGUUUUAUUGUUGGACAUUCGAAGCUUGGACCACAACGAAGUUCGUAAAGGCCUUGAAGUUUUUUUAAAAGAUGUAGAUAGAUAUGGGAAAAGAAAGAUCAAGGCGAAAGACCUGAAGAUACCCAAGAUGGAAGUACUUUUUAAGGAUUUGAAUCGAAGUAUUAAUGGCGAGGUAAAGAAGGAAGAACAGAAGAAAUUGGGUGAAUCCAAAUCGGAAGAAAUUCAAUUUUUGAAAUGUGUGAACGUCACGAAUGAUAAGAAGGAAGAAAGUUCAUUCAAAUUGGUAAAGAUUCCACACUUUCAUCAAAUUAUUAAUGGAGUUACUUAUAAAUAUAUCUAUAUUGCCAUGUAA